CUGCGGGCAGCAUCACCCCUCCCUGGACAGCUGGGAAAGCAAUCAAAACGGCUGCCACUCAGUGGCUCCGGCCAGAGCGCAGGAGCUGCCCAGAGGCUGUGGUCCUGAAAACUCCACUCCAGGGAACUAACCAGGGAGAGGAGGUACUGAAGAUCGACUAAACCAGCUGCAACGGGCCAUCAGCCCAUAGGCGUCCUGGAGGAGUGUACGGAACGCCAAGGAAGGAGUAGAAUAAAUAGCAGUCAGAGAAACCAGACCCAGGGGCAUUGCUAAGAGGCAGUGGCCGGGUUUAACAUGGAUCACUAAAAGCACCUCCUCCUAUGAUCUGGAUGGUCAGGGAGACUUGGCUUCUCUGAGUCUCCUCCAGGACACAGAUUCACAGAGUUUCACGCCAGGGACUGCCACUGACAGAGAGUCUGGAAAUGGCAAAAACUUAUGUGAAACCCAAGGAGAUGACAGAGUUGGUCAACACACCAUCCUGGAUGGACAAAGGUCUGGGCUCUCAGAAAGAGAUGAAGGAGGAGGAGAGAAGACCAGCUGCUUAUGGGAUGCUUGGCAGCUUGGCUGAAGAGCAUGACAGUAUUGAGGAGGAAGAAGAGGAAGAAGAGGAUGGAGAGAAGCCCAAGAGACGAGGUCCCAAGAAAAAGAAGAUGACGAAAGCUCGCCUUGAGAGAUUCAGGGCUCGAAGAGUCAAGGCUAAUGCUAGAGAACGGACCCGGAUGCAUGGCCUGAACGAUGCCCUGGACAACCUGAGGAGGGUCAUGCCAUGCUACUCUAAGACCCAAAAGCUCUCUAAGAUAGAGACUCUUAGACUGGCUAGGAACUAUAUUUGGGCUUUGUCUGAGGUCCUAGAAACCGGACAAACACCUGAAGGGAAGGGCUUUGUGGAGAUGCUCUGUAAAGGGCUCUCUCAGCCCACAAGCAACCUGGUGGCUGGAUGCCUCCAGCUGGGCUCUCAGUCUGUCCUCCUGGAGAAGCAUGAGGAGAAAUCUCCUCUUUGUGACUCUACCAUCUCUGUCCACAACUUCAACUAUCAGUCUCCCGGGCUCCCCAGCCCUCCUUAUGGCCAUAUGGAAACACAUCUUAUUAAUCUUAAACCUCCAGUAUUCAAGAGUUUGGGAGAAUCAUCCUUCGGGAGCCAUCCACCUGACUGCAGUACACCACCUUACGAGGGCCCACUUACUCCCCCCCUGAGCAUCAGUGGGAACUUCUCCUUGAAGCAAGAUGGCUCCCCUGACCUGGAGAAAUCCUACAGCUUCAUACCACAUUACCCCUCUGCAAGUCUAAGCUCAGGGCAUAUGCAUUCAACUCCAUUUCAGGCUGGUACCCCCCGCUAUGAUGUUCCCAUAGAUAUGUCCUAUGAUUCCUACCCCCACCACAGCAUGGGAGCCCAACUCAACACAAUCUUCACUGAUUAGACCAGCAUUUCAGAGGAGGAUGUGGAGAUAUUUCCCAUAACUCAAGCGGUUGAGCUGAAGAUUCAGUGAUCUUAAUGGAACCCUAUAGAUGUAUAUCAAACACAAUAGUUCCAGUCUGGUUAGGCCUUCCUACACCUGUCACCCUCUUUUCUCAUCAACUUCUCCAAUUGUAUUGAUUAUUUAGGGUCCUCAAGUGAAGUUAUUUGGUUGUUUACAAUCAUGUGAAAAUAGAACAGAAGCCCUGGGUCCUAUUUUAGUGGUGCCAAAAACUCACUGAAUGAUCUAUGCCAAUUGAUUCUUCAUUUCUGGCCUCUGUGUACUUACUGGUAAAAUCAGGCAUUUGUUUUAAGUGUAGAUAAUUUAUAAAGUCCUUCAGAGUUCUGAAAAUCUGUGACUUUGGCGAUCACUCCUAUAAACUCCUAGAAACUGGAAGGAUUGGGAAUUAAUAGGAAAUGGACACUAUGUGUGGAAGGAUCAAGUGGAGCUGCCAAAGGAGCACCAGGUGCAUAUCUCUCCAGGACUUAAUGACAGGACUUCUUUGCAUCUAUCUAAAAAUAGCUUCCAGAGGCUAAACUUCUAACUUGGCUGUCACUGUGAAUAAUGUUCUUUAAGAGACUAGCUCUAUUUCUUGUUAGGCUGAAAGCCGAACAUAUCUUCCUUAGUAAUUUCAGAACUAUAAUAGAGAUCUCAUACCAGCUCGAUUCUUGAUAACAUUCCAAGAGCACUUUUCUCAGUAGUAGAGGUGGGGCAAGCAAAUCACUGAAACCUCAGGCGAUGACCAAUGGGACUUAGAGAAGUCAUCUAGACCAUUUCAUGAUGAAACUCAGGUACUGCUAUUGGAAUCAGCAAACAACAGAGGUCAAAUUCAAGAGCAAUACAAUGGCUGUUAGAUACUAACCCAUAGUUCGGGGACUCCCUCUAGCUCACACCUGCCCGUAAGGAAAACACUAGAGUUUCUUUGGCAAUAUGAAUUUCAUUUGGUUAAAGAAAACAUGGUUAAAACUUCACUGUGCUGUUGGGUCUGCCAGGACAAUUAUUUAAAACGAACCAGAAGCCUAAAUGGUUUACAUGAUGGUGGAUCACGUCCUGUUCUGACCAGACAGGAUGAGUGCAGGAAGCAGGCAAGGUAUCUAAACAGGGCAAAUGAAUAAAAAGUGAUAACAUGGAUUAGAAUAUCAUUUUCAACAGCUCAGCUACACCCUAAAACCUGUCAAACUAUUAGUGUAUCUUGACUUUUUACCUUCUUAUUUAUUAUCUCCUUAUAGUCUAAGCCAUCGUCUUUCCUUUUUUUCCUUGUAGCACUAACCCUGCUGUAUUUUGCACCCUUGGUUUGUAAAUCUACUUAAAAGUAUCCUUAAAGAGAGAUCUUAAACUCCAUCAGCCACCAAAGUUGUUCCCUUCACCACGAUUUGCCCUAGAAGGAACAGACAAGUAAAUUAUUUAUGACGCCAUCCUAUGUGCUUUCUGAGUCUACACUGGCACUUACAUUCCUAAGAGGCUGUGGGGGGAUCUAUUUUUUUUGAAGCUAGCAUUUUCUGGCAUUUAAGUUUGUAGAUAAUGAAUGUUUCCUGAGUUAUUCACUAGAUAAUAUUUAUUUAAAUUAUUUCUCCCUUCUUUCAUGCAAAUUCCUUGGGUUCUGUACAUGUGCUUACAAACCCUCCCUAAGAUGUUAUUUGGAAAGGAGUUCAUAAUUUUGCUAGGAAUUCCUGAAUUUUGGGGUGAGGGUUGGUGCAGAGUUACCUGUAACAGUUUUAUAAAAAGCAGCAAUAAUUUGAAUGGCUAUGCAAAUUAAUACUUUUAGAUGUUUUUCCCCUUCACUCUAAGAUGAGCCAGUUAUUUUUUUGGAAUCUGUUGUUUAUGUUGGGAAGUAUGGUACCCAUGAACUAUUAUGGUAUUGUUCAGAGAGACUUUAUAAUUGAAUUAAAAUUUGGAAAUGCAGUAUAAUUGGACAGAACCCACUGUCCAAUCCAGGGUGGUCUUAUUCUUCUGGGGGCUUUAUCUGAUAAUGCAAAGCAAUUUUAAAUAUUUUGUAAAAAAAUGUUUUUCCUUUUUUUUUUUUUCUAGCAGAAAUAAAGCUGUGAGUCUUAUUA
Messenger RNA from Sus scrofa (pig), 3508 nucleotides. RefSeq names its product neuronal differentiation 4 (gene NEUROD4). The record is from RefSeq and is a predicted model, not a curated record. Gene Ontology annotation, molecular function: DNA-binding transcription factor activity, RNA polymerase II-specific; E-box binding; protein dimerization activity. Gene Ontology annotation, cellular component: nucleus. Gene Ontology annotation, biological process: nervous system development; positive regulation of transcription by RNA polymerase II; camera-type eye development. Lineage: Eukaryota; Metazoa; Chordata; Mammalia; Artiodactyla; Suidae.